Penicillium griseofulvum is the source of this 669-nucleotide messenger RNA. Its product is annotated as rhodanese-like domain-containing protein. Bases 1 to 669 code for a protein of 222 amino acids. Gene Ontology annotation, molecular function: thiosulfate-cyanide sulfurtransferase activity. The record is from RefSeq and is a predicted model, not a curated record. NCBI's taxonomy places the organism in Eukaryota, Fungi, Ascomycota, Eurotiomycetes, Eurotiales, Aspergillaceae. Gene Ontology annotation, cellular component: mitochondrion. The transcript has 2 exons.
AUGGCUUCAUCAUUAUCAUCCAAGAUCCAGCGAUCCGCUGUUGUGCUGUCCUCCGCCGCAAUCAGAAUCCCGACACGUAGUGCGGUAUCACCAGCCGCGGCCUUACACCGAGCUCUCUCCGCACCGACCAGAGGACUAGUUACAUCUCCUCACAACCGUUUGGCACAAUCAUGCAUUCUCCAAAAGCCAAUUCUGAAGAGUUCGAGCCAAGUGCAGACGCGCUGGAACAGCGAUGAAGCCAGUCCGGUCAAACUCCAGGAAUGGGGAUUCGAAGAUAUCAACGCUGCCCUCCCAUCCUCAACCUCCAACUCCCCAACCCAUAAGCCUAUAAUCCUCAUCGAUGUGCGCGAGCCCGCCGAACUCCAAGGCACGGGGAUCAUCCCAUCUGCAGUGUCGAUUCCGCUGGCAUCGCAGCCAGAUGCAAUGUACCUAACGCCAGAUGAGUUCGAGACUCGGUUUGGGUUUGCUAAGCCUGAUCCUACGGAGAGUGAGGGCGAGCCUGCGCAGAUGGUGUUCUAUUGCAAGGCUGGUGUGCGGGCUAAGACGGCGGCGCAGAUGGCUGUGCAGGCUGGAUAUGACCCUGCCAAUAUUGGGGUUUAUUCGGGUAGUUGGUUGGAUUGGGAGAGGAAGGGUGGAAAGGUUGAGAAGUGGGAGGGGAAUGAUUCUUGA